AGAAGCUCCUGCUGAAUCCCCACGGCCUGUGGCUGGGGCUGCCCCGUUCCAGGCCCUGAGCCGAGUGUCCCUUCCCGCUCCGUGGGAUCGUGGCUGCCGAAGCCAGGCGGGGGAAGGAUGAUGCUGGAUCUGCACUCCAGAGCCAGCGAGCGGAGGGGCAGGCGGGGAUGCUCUGUCCCUUUGCUGGGUCAGCAGCUUCUGCUUUCCCAGAGUCGUCCCUGCCCCAGCAGCCGCUAGGUUAAAGUGAUCCGCAGCGUGAGCCUGGGAGCUCACCCCGAGUGUUGCUAAUUUCCCAAAGGCUGCUCUGUGUGCUCCCCCGCCCCCCCUUGCAGCAAGGGGCCAGCUCUGCAGGGAGCAGAGCAGGGAAGUAGCCCCACGGCUUGGGGCCAACGCCGUUAACCUCCUGGCUUUGGGGUAGCAGGAGCUGCUCUGGCUCUGGGGAUGGCCAUGCACGGCCCAGGCACUCAGUAACCUACAGCUGCAGGCCUGGUCUGCUCAGAAGAUGCUUGACUUGUCCCCAGCGAGAGCCCAGAUUUUUGGCGCUGGGAUGGGCCCUAUGCUCCGGCUGCCCCUUCAAAGGGGGGCAGGAGGGGCUGUGGGGAGUGUCCAAGCCCUCCAGCGAGGGGAGGAUGGAGACACCCUGGGGCCCCCUUUCCUGGGCCUGCCCCCUUUGUUAGUUGCUUGUCUUGCUGCUGCUAUUCCACCUCUCCUGUCCGUCCCCCCACUCCUCCAGCCGUCACUGCUGCCCCCUCGAGCUGCCCACUUCAGGGCUUGGCUCCUUCCCCUUCUCUCUCACACACACACACCCCCCGAUCUCCUGCCUCGAUUCUGUGCAUGUCACUCACAUGUGGUUAAUUUCCCCCCUCCUCUUUGAAUUAUUAAUCAGCCCGAGCACUUUAGAAAAAUCAAUGGGAAGAGGGCGUGGAAGGAGGAGAGCCAGGCGGUGCUGACCUUAGCGUCCCUGUGGCCCCCUCCCCCCGCCCCUUCCCCCCGCCCGUCAGUGCUUCAAACAGGAACAAAUAGCUGCUUUCCCUCUGCUUUGCCUAUGUCAAGCGUGCGGCCAGGCCAGUGCUCAUUGGUCAGGGUUGCCCAAAGAUGGCUGAGAUGCAAACUCAGGCAAAUAUAAUGCCUGGGUCCAGGCACGCCGGGUAACUGGGGCUCAUGCCAGCAGCUGUUCCGGGGUCUCCUCAACAGCCAUUUGCAGAGGACAGCAGCGAAUUCAGCUCCCCGGUGAGUCCCCGGCGUGGGGUGCGAUGGCUCUGAGCAGUGCUUUCAAGGCGGUUAACAACAUGCCCGGCCUCCUCAUCUGGAGGGUUGAGAAAAUGGACCUGGUGCAGGUGCCUCCGAAAUCCCAUGGCAAUUUCUAUGAGGGCGACUGCUACGUCCUCCUCUCGACCCGGCGCUCGGGCAGCGUCCUGGCCCACAACAUCCAUUGCUGGGUCGGGAAGGGCUCCUCAUGGGACAAGCAGGGCUGCGCCGCCAUCUACACCACCCAGCUGGACGACUACCUGGGUGGGGGCCCCGUGCAGCACCGGGAGGUGCAGUGCCACGAGUCGGACCUCUUCAAAGGCUACUUCAAGCAGGGCAUCAUCUACAAGAAGGGCGGGGUGGCCUCGGGGAUGACGCACGUGGAGACCAACGUCUACAACGUCCGGCGCCUGCUGCACGUCAAGGGGAGACGGAACGUCGCGGCCACCGAGGUGGAGAUGAGCUGGGACAGUUUUAACCUGGGGGACGUGUUCCUGCUGGACCUGGGGAAGGUCAUUAUUCAGUGGAACGGCCCCGAGAGCAACACCAGGGAGCGGCUGAAGGCCAUGCUCCUGGCCAAAGACAUCCGCGACCGGGAGCGUGGGGGGCGGGCAGAGAUCGGGGUGGUGGACGGCGACCAGGAGGGAGCCAGCCUGGAGCUGACAACGGUGCUGCAGAGCGUGCUUGGAGACAGGCCACGGAAGAUCAAACCCAGCACCCCGGACGAGGUGGUGGACCAGCAGCAGAAGACCACUGUCCUGCUCUAUCGUGUCUCAGACUCCGGAGGGAAAAUGCAGGUGCUGGAAGAGGCCGCAAGGCCGCUGGUGCAGGAGCUGUUGAGCCAUGACGACUGCUACAUCCUGGAUCAUGCCGGGACCAAGAUCUAUGUCUGGAAGGGGAAGGGGGCUUCCAAGGCAGAGAGGCGAACGGCCAUGGACAAAGCUCUGGAGUUCAUCAACAUGAAGGGCUACCCCUGCGGCACCAACGUGGAGACGGUGAACGAUGGUGCCGAAUCCGCCAUGUUCAAGCAGCUGUUCCAGACAUGGACCGUCCGGGACCAGACGGUGGGGCUGGGCAAAGCCUACAGCGCUGGCAAAACGGCCAAAGUCAGCCAGGAGAAGUUUGAUGCCAUGCUGCUGCACACCCGGCCCGAGCUGGCCGCCCAGGAGCGGAUGGUGGAUAACGGGGAAGGGAAGGUGGAGGUCUGGAGGAUCGAGAAUCUGGAGCUGGAGCCGGUGGAAUACCAGUGGCAUGGCUUCUUCUUCGGCGGAGACUGCUACCUGGUGCUUUAUACCUACGGUGUGAACCACCGGCCCCGCUACAUCCUGUACCUCUGGCAGGGUCGCCACGCCACGCAGGACGAGCUGGCUGCCUCCGCAUACCAGGCGGUGGAAGUGGACCGGCAGUUCAAGGGGGAGCCGGUGCAGGUGCGCGUGAGCAUGGGCAAGGAGCCGCGCCACUUCCUGGCCAUCUUCAAAGGGAAGCUGGUCAUCUUUGAGGGUGGGACAUCCAGGAAAAGCAACAAAGAACCGGAACCGCCCGUAAGGCUCUUCCAGAUCCACGGAACCGCCCAGUCCAACACCAAAGCCGUGGAAGUCCCGGCGUUUGCCUCGUCACUCAACUCCAACGACGUCUUCCUGCUCCAGACCCAGGCCGAGCACUACCUGUGGUACGGCAAGGGCUCCAGCGGGGACGAGCGGGAAAUGGCGAAGCAGCUGGCUGCAACCAUCUGUGAGGGCACACAGGAAACUGUGGCCGAAGGGCAGGAGCCAGCAGCGUUCUGGGAAGUGCUGGGAGGCAAAGCCCCUUAUGCCAGCGACAAAAGGCUCCAGCAGGAAGUCCCAGAUCACCCGCCCCGGCUCUUCGAAUGCUCCAACAAGACGGGACGCUUCGUGGUGACGGAAGUGACCGACUUCGGCCAGGAUGACCUUAGCGAAAGCGACGUGAUGCUGCUCGACACAUGGGACCAGGUCUUCUUGUGGCUUGGGAAGGAUGCCAACACGAUGGAGAAAGAAGCAGCGCUGGCCACUGCUCAGGAAUAUCUUUGCACCCACCCCAGCGGGAGGGACACUGACACGCCCAUCUUGGUGGUCAAGCAGGGCUUUGAGCCACCCAACUUCACUGGGUGGUUUGUAGCCUGGGACCCACACAAAUGGAGCGAAGGGAAGACUUACGAGCAGCUGAAGGAGGAGCUGGGAGAUGCUUGUGCCAUUGUCAGGAUCACAGCUGUGAGUUGUGUUUGUGGUGUAGGGAGGUGGCCGGAACUGGGUGGGAUUCGGCUCAGGUGGCCAAAGACAGGGAUGACUUCCAGAAAGCAAACUGACCACCCGUUUCCCCCUGCUGCAGAGCGUGGGGUGGGACAUGUCACCUCCUGCCAGGUUAGGGGGUGUCUAGCCCUCGGGGGAGGCAAACACUUGAGAAUCUGCACACUGCUACUCCCCUAUCUGGGCUCUCAUUGCCCCACUGGGCCCAUACUUACAACUUAUAGCUAGGCCACCUGCCCGGCUAAAGCGCUGAGCACCUGCCAUGCCCAUUAAUCUCCUCACAGCUUCUACAAAUCAGCCACUUAAGCGCCUAGACAAACUGCUGUGUUCAGAUGGAGCGUUGAAGCAACAAUCUACUAAGUUUACCUAGCACCUUCCACCUAGAGAGCCCAAAGCACACUGCAAAGGGCACAUAUAGGCAUGCUUUUCCCUGCCAGAGAAAUGUAGCCACCCCUGGGGUAGAACACAACAGCUGUUUAACAGUGCAUAGCAAAACUAGCCCAUUUCUGGGCACAGGUGAUUUGGGAUCUUGUAGCUACAUGAAACUGUAAGGGAACCUGCAGGGAGGCUGAAUGCAAUGCAAGGGAUCCCAGCAAUAACAGCUGGACCUUUUACGAACAGUAGCUGGGGCUCCUUCAUGCAGCCCCCUAACUGACUUAGGAGCAAAGGCUCAGCAGAGAGGGGCAUGUCUCUCCUGCACUAAAACAACUUGACAUGCUCUGGGGUGUUUCUCCUUCCACCCGCACU
Molecule: messenger RNA, 4259 nt
Organism: Caretta caretta (loggerhead turtle)
Lineage: Eukaryota; Metazoa; Chordata; Testudines; Cheloniidae
Source: RefSeq, a predicted model, not a curated record